AUGAGUGAUGACCAGAUUAUAAAGAGGUUUAUAAAGAACGGGCUUGCAAAUGCAGAACUGAAUGAGUUUUUUGAGAAGGCUCUUGUCAACGAGGGAUUUAGCUCGAUGGAGCUGAGGAUGCACGAGACACCGAUCAAGAUUAUUUUGAAGGUGAUGAAGCCGCACGAGGCAAUUGGAGAAAGGAAGAUCAGGUUGAGACAGUUCCAGCACCUGGUGGCACAGAGACUUGAAAUUCCUGACGAGAAUGUCGAGAUCAUUUUUGAAAAGGUGCAUGAGAAGGGACUUUGUGCACUUAUACAGGCAAACAGCAUUAAGGAGAAGAUUAUGUCUGGGAUACAGUACAAGAGAGCAGUGAACAUGAUUCUGAGAACUGUAAAAUAUGCAGGAGCACAAGGAUGCCAGGUAAUAAUCAGCGGAAAGGUCAAGGGACAAAGAGCAAAGUCAGUGAAGUUCCAAGAUGGAGUGGUGAUGCAUAGUGGAGACUUCAUCAAAGAAUACAUUAAGACGGGGUAUGCAAGUGUGCAAACAAAACAAGGAAUUAUUGGAAUUCAGGUACGCAUUAUGCUUCCAUAUGAUCCUGAAGGAAUUCUUGGGCCGGAUUACAAUCUGCCAGACAGAGUAAUCAUUCUUGAGCCUAGUGAGGUUAAGAAUUGA
This is a messenger RNA of Ordospora colligata OC4, 654 nucleotides long. Its product is annotated as ribosomal protein S3. The transcript has a single exon. Bases 1 to 654 code for a protein of 217 amino acids. NCBI's taxonomy places the organism in Eukaryota, Fungi, Microsporidia, Ordosporidae. The record is from RefSeq and is a predicted model, not a curated record. Gene Ontology annotation, molecular function: RNA binding; structural constituent of ribosome. Gene Ontology annotation, biological process: translation. Gene Ontology annotation, cellular component: cytosolic small ribosomal subunit; nucleus.